GAUGCAUGAGAUCAGCAGCAUCGAGGACGAGGGGUGGGACUCUCCACCGACCCCCAGUUUGGCCAGGAACAUCGACGAAGAGGAAAGAAGAGGACAGCUGGCCCCAGAUUGGUUCUCCUCGGUCCAUCUGGGAGAGGGGAGAGCAACAAAGAAGAUCGGGGACGUCGUCCGGUGUGUGGAGUAUGCCAGCGAGGUGGAGGAGAGGUUCCCCGAACUCCUGGUGGGCCUGGUCAACAAGAUCCUCACCGGCCUGCAGAACACCACCGAGGGAGUCGGGAACCGAGACAGCCAAGACCUGCCUCCUCAGGAGACUGCGCAGAUUGUCCGGACCCUGCUGGAGAGGGUGGCACAGGUGACCCCAGAGAAGACCUGCUGGGAAUCCCUGUGCUCUCCGCAGAGCUGCCUCCAGGGUGUGGCCCUCUUGGUGAGGGCUCUCCUCCAGACACGGUCCUCCACAGUGGCCAGGCUGAAGGCAUACCUGGCUUCCCUCUUCAGCCUGGACAAAGAUCCAGAAGAGCAUUCCCUCGCAGAGGUGGCCUUCUUUGUGGAGCUGCUCCUGAAAGACCAAGACUUUGCUGCCUUAGAGAAGACCUGGACGCUCCUGGUAGCGUGGCUAGUCCACCCCAGCCAGAACAUCUGCUACCUGAGCGAAAGGGGACUUCUCCAAAUUUAUGGCACCCUGAAGGCGGCCAAGAAAGCCCAGGAUUUUAGUGCCGGGAUCCUGGGAGGGCUCAGGACCUCCAGUCUGGAAGCCACUUUGGGGGUCCUGGCCUUCAUGGAGCGGCUGAGGCACUGUCCAUCAGAACACCAGGCCACGGUGAAUGCUGUCCUGGCUGCCCUGUGCCGCCCUCUCUUCCACCACGAGGAGGCUAAGAUCCGAAGGGCAGCCAUGAGGACCCACCUGGAUCUCCUGCAGCACCGCCACCACCACCACAAGGGUAGAGAGGAGAACAUCACGACCCUCAUCGCGGUGCUGAUGCAUGUGGAGGAUGAAGACCUGGAGGUAGCACAGGCUGCGAAGGACAAUCUGAGCCUCCUGGCGGAAGCCCUCCUAUGGCACCUGGAGGGCAGGCUGCUGGCGCGGGACUCUUACAGCCUGCAGGAGCUGCUCCACAAGAUCGCCAAGCGUCUGAUUCGGCAGCUCGGCACAGAGGACGCCGUGGAGAUGGAGGCCACCAAGAUCCUGGGCUUCUUCCGCAGCGAGCAGCCUUCAGUGAGGAGAACGGCUGCCCUGCUGAUCGGUCACCUGGUCCACAAAAAGGGCAGCAUCCUCACUGAAGGGAACAUAGAGACCUUCCAUGCUGCGCUGGAGAGCUUGCUUGGCGACCAUGACCCCGAGGUCGGGAGAGUUGCCUGCAAGACAGAGAAGAUUGUGAAGAAGGCCUUUUCCCUCCACUCCCGGCACGGGCUGCGGGCUGCCGUUCGGCGCUUGUGGGCGGGCUGUAAGAAGAAGAGACACCCGCCAGAGUACGGUGAUCUCUCCACCUGACCGACUGGAACAACAGCCCCGUGCUCUCCCCUUGAAGAUCAGCAGCUGAAGGGAGGUUCAGGAAAGACCGUGCAGCGCAGGGGCCUCCCAGAAGACCUCCUCCAACCGCGUGGACACAAGAUCUGUCCACAAGAAGACAUCCAGCAGGGAAGUGCAGUUCUGUCUGAGGAGUGAGGGGGAAGCAGGCUCCACUCCCCUGGCCCAAGGAAGCCCCGCCUCUGGGGUGCAGAAGCCCCUCCCCUAGCUUCUGCUGGCAGGCAGUGGGAGGAGGCUACAGCACCACCCUGCCCCCAAGUGGCCCUUUGGAACCAUUCUUGGGCUUCCCUUGGGUCCGGGGAGGCUGUGUGGCCCCAGCAGGAGGGCAAGGUCACCGCCUCCCUCCAUUCCCACCAGCUGGCCAGGGAGCGCUCCCUCCUCCUUCCGCUUUUCUCCCCUUCCCCAGCGGCCUGGCUUCCCCUGGCAGGGGAAGCACCAUCCAGGCAUCCGCCCCCUCCCCUGCCGAGGGUGUGCUCCUCCCCCCCUCCACUCCCGCAGCCACGCCUCACUCCCCCCUCCGCUCCCUCCUCAUUCCUCCUCAAACCGGUGCAGCAGCAGAGGAGCCCGGGAGACUCUGGGGGCCCCCUGCAGCCCCAGUAGCGCCCCCUGGUGCUGCCCGGUGGCAGGCCAGAGAAUCCUCCUCUCCCUCCUGCUCCAUGCUGUGGCUGCACAGUGGGGAGCCCGAGGUCAAGCAGAAUUCUCUGGCUUGCCCCCCCCUCAACCCCCAGCCCCCUGCCCAAUCCCCACUUGCUGGGCUGCCGGAGUGGAAAGGGAGGAGGAGCAGGGCAACCCCACUGAUGCUGCUUUGUGCUUCUUGCAGGCUUGUGCUGCUGCUGGGCGGCUGGAGGAGUCGAUCCGCCCCAGAAGAGGAGACCAAGUGAACGUGCCUGCAAGGAGCGGGGGUGGGGUGGGGUUGGGGGCUGGCUGGGACUCCCCCCAAUUUUGUUUGCCCUGCCAUUCCCUUCUUCUGUGUGACCCUGGGCUUCCUCCCUCCCCUCCUUCCCUUCCUCCCUCCCCCUCCCUCCCAGGGACAGAAUGGGCUUUGCUGGUCGUCCCAUUGGGGGCCGAGUAGGAAUUUUUGGCUUUCCAACAGAUUGGCCGAGAUGGAAAGUUUUUUUGCCUACUCCAUUCUGUCCUGUUUUGUUUCCUUUAGUUAGAAAGUUAAGUGAUGACUUGUAUCCUAAUUAAGUAUAUGAAUAAAGUUGCCCCUUUUGUUAAAAAC
Hemicordylus capensis (graceful crag lizard) is the source of this 2747-nucleotide messenger RNA. RefSeq lists its product as uncharacterized. The record is from RefSeq and is a predicted model, not a curated record. NCBI's taxonomy places the organism in Eukaryota, Metazoa, Chordata, Lepidosauria, Squamata, Cordylidae. The transcript is spliced from 13 exons. Bases 2 to 1489 code for a protein of 495 amino acids. Gene Ontology annotation, cellular component: cytoplasm.